This is a messenger RNA of Thlaspi arvense, 2010 nucleotides long. Lineage: Eukaryota; Viridiplantae; Streptophyta; Magnoliopsida; Brassicales; Brassicaceae. The record is from the annotation of a GenBank genome assembly.
AUGCCGUCACGAGCAAUGUUGGCGCCGGCUCCGGCGACGCUGCCGAUCGUUUCCUCUUUAGCCCCGGCGCCAUUGGAUAGGACAACGCGAGUCUUUCCACCGCUUGCAGCGGCUGGAGCCGGCGCCGGUUUCUCUCUCUUCAUCACUCUCUCCGUCUGUUUCUGUAAAUUCAGCCGGAAACGUCCUCCACCUCCGGCGGGAGACGACUCCACAUCCCCUCGGAGACAGCCGCCGCGUGAGUUCUCUUACUCGACCCUCCGCCGUGCCACCGCUUCUUUCUCGCCGGUGAAUCGGUUAGGUCAGGGCGGGUUCGGCGUCGUGUUCCGUGGAACUUUCUCCGGCGGCAAGAAUGUAGCCGUUAAGGUGAUGGAUUCAGAAUCUCUCCAAGGAGAAGGAGAGUUCCAGAACGAGCUGUUCUUCGCCGCCAAGCUUGACUCGCCUCGCGUGGUCCCCGUUAUUGGCUUCUCCCACGACCGGAAACGACGGCGUUUGCUUCUCGUUUACCAGCUCAUGGACAAUGGAAACCUCCAGGACGCGCUGCUUCACCGGAGAUGCCCCGAGCUCAUGGAUUGGAAUCGGAGAUUUAUGGUCGCGGUUAACAUUGCGGAAGGGAUCGAGCACCUUCACAGCCUUGAGCCACCAGUGAUUCAUGGCGAUAUAAAGCCUAGCAAUGUUCUGUUGGAUAAACUCUUCUCCGCCAAAAUCGCCGAUUUCGGUCUCGCGAGGCUGAAAUUGGACCAAGUGGAGAUCACGGUAGCACCGGAGCGUGAUGGCGGCGGAGAAAAGGCGGAGGAUUACGGAUCUGCCGUCGAAGAAGCAGAGAGUGUGAUGACUGCUGCGACUGGGUGUGAAGAUUUCAACUUUGGUUCGGUGGAUCAUCCGCCGGAAAGUGUCGCUAGAGUUCCUGGGUCUGUGACUGCUUCGCCGGAGACGGGAGUGGCGCCUCUGGCAUCGCCGGAGACGACGGCGACGGUUAUCUCCGUUUCCCCGGAAAUGGGGGAGAGCGAGAAGGAAGGUGGUAAUAUGAUCACAAGGAAGGGGAAAGAGAGUGAGAGCAAAGAUUGGUGGUGGAAGCAGGAGAGCAAUGUUGAUAGAGGGAAAGUGAAGGAUUAUGUGAUGCAAUGGAUUGGUUCAGAAGUAAAGAAGCAGAGAGUCCCGAGUAGCAUCGAUUGGAAUGAGGCGAUGGCGGCCACAGCUUCUUCUUCUUCGUCAAGUAAGAAGCUUGAGAAGAAGAGUAGCAAGAGACUAGACUGGUGGCUUUCACUGGAGGAAGAGAAUGAGAAGAAGAAGAAGACGAAGCGGAGGAUGGUUAGAGAGUGGUGGAAAGAUGAGUAUCGCAGAGAACUCUCUAAGAAGAAGAAGAAACAGAAGAAGAAGAAGAAGACUUUAGAAUCCGAUUUUUGCAGUGAUGAUGGGAGUAGUAGUGUGAGUCAAUGGCGGCGUGGUGGUAACAGUAAAGGUAGUAGCAUAGAUUGGUGGUUAGAUGGGUUAAGCGGUGAACGUUGGUCGAGAGCACGAGGCAAUAGCCAUGACUCGGUGAGCGGCGAGAUAGGUAAGAGCUGCGGAAUCAGUAGCACGCCGAGCAUGAGAGGAACAGUGUGCUACGCUGCUCCUGAGUACUGUAACGUAGACAGCAACAAUGUGUCUGAGAAAUGCGAUGUUUAUAGCUACGGUGUUCUGCUGUUAGUACUGGUUUCCGGGAGGCGUCCGUUGGAGAUGACGGGAUCUGCGAGUGAGAUCCAACGGGCAAACCUCAUGUCUUGGGCGAGGAAGCUGGCGAGAAGAGGGAAGCUUGUUGAUCUUGUGGACACAAAGUUGCAAAAUGUGAACCAAGAACAAGCAGUGUUGUGCAUAAAGGUGGCCUUGCAGUGUCUGCAAAGAUUGCCGGUUUCACGACCGUCGAUGAAAGAGGUUUUGCUGAUGCUUAAUGGAGAGGUGAGUCUGCCGGAGUUGCCUACUGAGUUCUCACCAUCGCCGCCGUUGAAGACGGUGAGGAAGCAGCGCCGUUGA